This is a messenger RNA of Cervus elaphus (red deer), 1091 nucleotides long. RefSeq lists its product as uncharacterized. NCBI's taxonomy places the organism in Eukaryota, Metazoa, Chordata, Mammalia, Artiodactyla, Cervidae. The transcript has 2 exons. The record is from RefSeq and is a predicted model, not a curated record. Bases 395 to 1045 code for a protein of 216 amino acids.
GUAUUUCCAGCGGGUGGGGAGGGUGGGGGUGGGGUGGGGAGCGGUGGGGGCUGGGCUAGGGGAGUCUCUUAUUAACAUUCUUACAUCAGGGCUCCUCCUCCCCGCACCCCUACUCUUCCCACCCCUCCCCUGUCCCUGACUCCCACUCCUCGCCAGCCCCUCUGCCUUUUCCUUAAAGCCGCAAUCUUUCACUUCUACAGUCGCGGAAGCCCCCACCGAGCUACACCGCCACCGGGGUCCCCGCCUCUCCCUGGCCGGGCACGCGGCAGCUCUGUCUCCAGCUCUGGGCUUUAAAAAUGGAAAUGUGUUUGAAAGUAAAGAAUCGCGCGCAGACACACUCACACACGCGCGCGCGCGCCUUGCAAAAAAAAAAAAACGGGAUUAAGGGAAAGGGAUGGCCCCAGAAAUUGGUGGUUUGGUUGAAAAACAAACAAACAAACACCCUGGCUCCCGUCUGCUCUCACCUCUCUCUCACUCCAGCCACAGUCUCUCCACACGCGCCAACUUGGGACGGGCUCUCGACCUUCGUGGUCCCCUGGCGCAAGGUCAGGAAACAGGGACCAAGGUCCCGGGGCAGAUGGCUGGGUCGAGGGCCUGGAACGCCCAGCUGCCCGGGCGUCCUCGCCCCGCUUCUUCCCCUGCUCCCCACCCCCGGCGGCCACCUCCCCGCGAGCUGCGCGCUUCCGCGCACGAGUCGCCGUGCCGCUCGGGAUUCAGGGUCCCAGCGCACCCACAUCUCCCGCGGCGCGCGGCGAGCAGAAAAGCGAAACUUGUUGCUUCCAAAGGGAAAAACGAUUCUUCUGAAGGUAGCAGAACGCUUGAAAAGCAUCUCCAAGGCGUCCUCUGGGCUUUAUGUGCUAAGCCAGGCAGGCACAGCAGCGGGGAAGACGAGGAUGGACACGGUCGCGGACACGAAGUCGGUGGCCGGAGGAGCCUCGCCAGGGACCGCCGAGCUGCGGGGCAGGUUCGAAGGGAACUUGACCCUUCGAUCGUGGUAACACGCCGAGGUCAUUUGCAGUAUGAACGUGCUAUAUUGGACUGGUGAAUUCUGAUAUUUAAGUGCCACGAAUUAAAAUAAAUUGGAAAAUGUU